Messenger RNA from Ostrea edulis (European flat oyster), 4189 nucleotides. RefSeq names its product transcription factor E2F8-like. NCBI's taxonomy places the organism in Eukaryota, Metazoa, Mollusca, Bivalvia, Ostreida, Ostreidae. Gene Ontology annotation, cellular component: RNA polymerase II transcription regulator complex. Gene Ontology annotation, molecular function: RNA polymerase II cis-regulatory region sequence-specific DNA binding; DNA-binding transcription factor activity, RNA polymerase II-specific. The record is from RefSeq and is a predicted model, not a curated record. Gene Ontology annotation, biological process: regulation of transcription by RNA polymerase II.
UGGGCGGUAACGCGGUAACUAGAACCUCAACAUCUCGCGCCAAAUAACGUAGUGAACGAGUCAUGGAGGUUGAAAUAUAACGAGAUAUCUACAGUAACGGCCUAAUAACUAUGAAAUGACAGAAAUAAAUCCCUUGUCACUGUAUCUACUAGACUCAAAUCCAGUUAUAGACGAGACCAUCAUUGAAUCAAGUUCCAAAACAGACAGGAUACCAUUUUCUCCUAUCAACAGCCAGUUUAAUUGUGCUGCUCCAAGUAGAUGUGUUAGCUCUCCAAAAAUCCAGGCAUCCACUGACAAAGAGAACAUGAAGACUAAGUCGAGGUCUAAGAAAGUGGCAUCACCGAUGAAAGCAGAGAGAAAGUCUUCUACUAACUUUGGAAAAGAUUCGAAGAAAGUAGUGGAACCUGUAGUUAAAACAGAAAGAGUGAAAAAUGACUCAGAAUCAUCAGUGGAUUCAAUCGGUGAAAGACCUGGAACUCCAACAGAAAAUCCAGAAACUCCAGCCCCUCUCACACCUACAGCAAAUCUCAAAAUGCUCUUCAGUGCUGUAAGUCCAGAGCUCAGGAACAGAGAAAAACAGUUGGAAGAGGAAAGUGAAGGAAAAGACAGUGAUGACUUUGGGGGGAAAUUCAAGCCUCUAAAUCUAGAUGCUGAACUUGCAGCUUCACAAAUUGAUGAUGAAAAUGGAGAUUGGAAACCUGGGUCUCGAAAAGAAAAAUCCUUAGGCUUACUUUGUCAAAAGUUUCUUCAGAAAUAUCCAGAGAACCCCCAGUCUGAAGAGGGUCAAGAAAUUUCAUUGGAUGAAGUAGCAAAGGAAUUAGCUGUUGAAAGGAGAAGGAUAUAUGAUAUUGUCAAUGUGUUGGAAAGUGUGGAGAUCGUCAGCAGAUUAGCCAAGAACAAAUAUGCCUGGCAUGGAAAAACUAACUUAGUCAACACACUUGCCAAACUCAAGGCAUUAGCUGAUGCUGAAGGCUUUGGAGACCUUGUGCUAAAAGUGAAAGAUUACGAACUAAAUCGUGAACUUGCGGAGCAGAAUGGUAGUGUGUAUACAGCUCCACCACCAUUUAUAAUGGACCCAGACAAUCCCAAUGCAGCAUUAUUGAGAAAGGACAAGUCAUUGGGCAUAAUGAGUCAGAAAUUCCUCAUGCUCUUCUUAGUAUCUAAGCCUAGAGUAGUGAACUUGGACUUGGCAGCUAAAAUUCUCAUUGGAGAUCCAAAUAUCGAUAGAACAGAAAAUGCAAAGUUUAAAACAAAAAUUAGAAGACUCUACGACAUUGCAAAUAUUUUAGCAACCCUAAAUUUAAUCAGGAAAAUUCGCAUUACUGACAUAAGGGACAGAAAGCCAACAUACCAGUAUAUAGGGCCAGAUUUGGAGCAAGUCCAUGAACUAAAUGUGUGUUACCAUGAUGGAUAUCAUCGACCAUCUUCAAGACAUUCCAUGCUUGACUGUGUGAAGAAUCAGCAAAUGUCUGAAAUUCUGUCACCAAAUGGAUAUCGACCCAUAAAACCCAACUCUCCCUUUUCUGAUGACAAAGGACUAGGAGAUGGUGCUCCAAGAAAGAAUGCAAUGCCACGACAUUCCUCUUUUGAACAAAUCUGCCAGGUAGCAGAGAAAGAACGAGACAAACUGUAUGCUUCAAUGUCUCAGCCAUCAAGUCCGACAGAGAAACACAGUUUUGAUGAUUCACGAAUGACGUUGAGCCAGGAGGAACCAAGCACUGUUCGCAAAAGUAUUGGCAAACGAAUCAUAGUGAAGCAGAAAGGUACAGAAUUCCAAAUAAUUCAUCCAACAAAGUCGACAGUAUUGAAAACUGAUGCAGCUUCUUCCACGACGUCAAAGCCUAAAGAUCCAAAAGCAAUGGAGCAGACGAUAGUCAUCAAAGCCAAACAAAAUUCUUCAUUGCCAUUAACCAAGGAUCAGAUAAAUGCAGUACUUAAGUCUCUGAAAGUGCCAGUACCUAUUAAAAAGGAAGGUGAAAUCAAGGAGAUACAAAGUCCGAAAAGUGAGAAUGCCCCUGAGGCAGGUGUGUUUCAAGCAGUGAAAAGGGCAAUUGUCAUACAGAAUGGAGAACCCGAGGUAAAACGCUUCAGGCUGGAGUACCCUUCACCUCCCACUGAUGAAGACGAAGGAAAGACCAAAAAAAUUUCAAAUGAUAUCAAAGGGAAAACUCCUCCUCAGCGCUUAAUGCCAGAAUUUACCGAAGCAAAAGGAUCUGAAGGAGAACCACUUGAUUCAUGUGAUUCAGAACAGUCGAGCAGAGUAAACAGCCAGGGACAGAUUCACAAAAUCGCAGUGCAGUUGCCAAAUCAACCACCUACCAUACUACAGUUACCCUUCAUUCAGCGCCAGCCAGCCACCUCAAUCUCUCACAUGCAAAUCAUUCAAGGAGUGCCAAUGAGUGCCACUGAUGGUUCAGGACAAGCAGUCAAUUUCAUGGUGCCAGUGACUUUUAGCCCUCCCCUUACUCCAAACAGUAGUUCCUCCCCUAGUCCAACUGUGUUCACAUUUCAGGGCACAACCUAUGUGAACCAGACCACCUCUAUGCAUCAUUUCAUUGGUCAACCACCAGUGAAGUUGUCACCAAUUUCUGUUCCCAUGGCCAGUACCUCCCAGAAUAGUGCUGUUCAGUCAUCCCUCAUUCCUCAGCAGAUGAUCACCCCAACGGAGCGUCCUUCUCCUCCGGCAACUCAGUUCUUCAGAAACACCCCAGGUGGUCUGAUUCCACUGUCUACCAUAUCGGCUGCAGCCAGCAACUUUGCAGUCAAGGAGGGUUUGGCCACAGCAAGGAAACUUGACCUCCCUGACCUCAGUGCCAAUGACGUGUGCUGAAGUGAUCUCGUGUUUAACAAAGACUAGUUUAGUGUAUAGUAUUUAAGUAAAAGUGCAAAUGUAUUUUAAUGAAGGAUGAUUGUGCUUGUGUCUUCCGAGAAAUGUCUUUUUAAAUGAAAGAAGUUAUAAUUAACCAAUGGCUUAGUCUAAUUUUAUGUGGUGCACUCUUUGAUGUAAGAAAAAAAAAGUAAACCAAAGUAUUUAUUCUGCACAAAAAAAUGUGUAUUUGCAUGAUAGAAGAUUAUUUUGUUAGUAUUUAUAUAAAAUAUUGGGAAAAAGCUUAGCUGUUUAUCGUUUUUGUUUUCUACAUAGUACUUAAAAAAAAUUAAUGUGAUGAAAUUCUUCAAUAUGAAAAUGUACUUGGAUGAAUUCUGUUGUGCUGGUAUGUGAUGUAUAGGAUGGUGUUGGAAUGCAGCUGUUUUCAAUUAGAAUAAUAUGUGGUGGCAUGCAUGCUUCUUUGUUAUGAGAUAAGUGAAAAAUGUACAGAAGUUUGUUCUUGCAGUGUGUUGUUUAGAAUGGUAAUGGAAAAUAUAUAUAUACCAUUGUAGGAAAUGUUUACAUGUGUAAAAGUGUUUGGAUUUUAAUAUGUAGAAUAGGUGAAAACCAAGAAAGUGGAGGAUAGAAUUGGAGUAUGUGGAUUUGCAGGAUACUGUGGGCUAAUGAUUUGCAUGUUGUUUGAUUGAAAACUUGUGUUCUUGUAAAGAAUGCUGUCUGAAUUUGUACUUCUGAAUGCAUUUGCGUUGACACAGGAAAAAAUGGCAAACUGUGAUACAGCUUUAUUAUUUAGUUUGUCAUUUUCGUUAUCAAAACAAUGUGGUUGUAAUGAAUUCUACAUUAAUUCCUCUUUGUUAAGAGUAUUUGAGUUUUUUUAGGCAGCAUUCAUAGUACCCCCAGUACAUGCAUGUAAUGCAUAUAUCAGUUUUUAUUUUAAUUUAUUUUUCGUAAUAAUUUUAUUUUGUUUUGCAUGCAAGUAAUGUAUUAUAAUUUUUUUUUAUUUAAGAAAUAUACAAUAUUUGAGCUAGCUCAAGAUGUUUAUUUGAUUUAACUUGUUAAAGGAGAAUUUGUGUUUUUUGAGUAGAUGUUGCCUUCCCUUCAUUUUGUAAAAUCCACUGGCAGUCAUCAUUUCAUUUCUUAGAUAUAACAUUUUAGUUAGUUAAGGAAUAUCAGCUCACGUCUUCAUGAUACUCUUGUUUUUUGUUGAUAACAAAUAUUGUUAAGUUGUUCCUUUUAUUCUAUAUUUUUAAUCCUUAAGAGUGCACAAUUUUUUCCAAUUAAAUUGAUCAAAUUGUUGCAUGCAGUGAAAUUGUACAUAGACCGUUGUGUAUAUAGAGGAAUAAUAAACUAUUUAAUGAAUAGGUA